UUCCGGCCGGAGGCCCGAGCUGAGGGCCGGCGCCUUCAUCAUGGCCUCGGCCCAGCUGGACUACACCAUCGAGAUCCCGGAUCAGCCCUGCCGGAGCCGGGAGGCUGAGGCCGGUGUCAGGGGAGCCUGGGACGGCUGGCAGGGGUCAGCAAGGGACUGAGGUGCUGGGAGCUCCUGGUCCAGGCUGAGUUGCAACUCAGUCUGGCAUCCCCAUGGGUGCAGGCAGUCAAUCUCCAAAGGCCGGAGCUGCCACUGCUGGAGAGCAGGAACACUGAACUUUUCAAUCACAUUAAUUUCCACAGGAAAUUGUUGUCUUCCUUUUGUCCAAAGAGAACAGCCCCAACCAAGGUGGGAAGGAGGCGGGGACUCGACAGCCUUUGGUGAUUCUCUUGGGCUGGGGUGGCUGCACGGACAAGAACCUGGCCAAAUACAGCGCCAUCUACCACAAAAGGGGCUGCAUCGUGAUCCGAUACACAGCCCCCUGGCACAUGGUCUUCUUCUCCGAGUCCCUGGGCAUCCCUUCACUUCGUGUCUUGGCCCAGAAGCUGCUUGAGCUGCUCUUUGAUUACGAGGUUGAGAAGGAGCCCCUGCUCUUCCACGUCUUCAGCAACGCCGGCGUCAUGCUGUACCGAUACGUGCUGGAGCUCCUGCAGACCCACCGGCGCUUCUGCCACCUGCGUGUGGUGGGCACCAUCUUUGACAGUGGUCCUGGCGACGGCAACCUGCUGGGGGCUCUGAGGGCGCUGGCAGCCAUCCUGGAGCCCCGGCCUGCCGCGCUGCGCCUGCUGCUCCUGGUGGCCUUUGCCCUGGUGGCAGUCCUGUUCCACGUCCUGCUGGCGCCACUCACCUCCCUCUUCCACACCCACUUCUAUGACAGGCUGCUCGACGCAGCCUCUCGCUGGCCAGAGCUCUACCUCUACUCCAGGGCCGACGAGGUGGUCCUGGCCAGGGACGUGGAGCGCAUGGUGGAGGCACGCCUGGCACACCGGGUCCUGGUGCACUCUGUGGACUUCGAGUCAUCUGCACACGUCAGCCAUCUCCGUGACUACCCUACUUACUACACGAGCCUCUGUGUCAACUUCAUGCGCAGCUGCGUCCGGUGCUGAGGUCCUUGCCCUACCCACCUCACCUCUGCUCCAGAAAUAAAUGCCUGACACCUCCCCAUGACCUACAUCCAUGGGUGGGGUCCUCUUCUGGUUCAACUCCCUGCAGCCCUCUGGGACUUUAUGGUCCUCCAGGUAGAGAAUUUCCAUGGGCCUCUGUCCUGGGGACUGUGGUGGUCUGCUUAUCCCAGGAUUCUUGGGGCAGGAGUGCCUGCGCAGGUCUCUGCGGAAGCCUAGCAGUGGUUGUGUUUGGAUAAGUGCAACAGGCUGCUGACUCCUGUGGCAUUUAGGCUGUGAAGGGUUAAUAAAGCUGCGGGUGGGGGGUAGGGGUGAGGAUGAGCCCCAGCAUUGAUCUCUGAUUCCUUGAAUAGAAGGUGAGCUUUGCAGGGAGGCGCCAGAGGGUAGGGGCAGGCUGGGGCAAGGGCUGUGAUCUGUGCUCCCAAGUCCCGGAAGGGCAGAGCCCCACAGCAUGGAGUGCCGUCCCUGUGGAUCCCAUUUAGCAGUUCACUCAGGCUUCUCAUUGCCAGGGAGUCUAAUGUGGAAGCCAGAUGGGGAGCUGAGGGUACACAGGUGGGGGGCCUGUCCAGGUGUACCACACUUUGCCAGGAAGCUGCUAGAUCCAGGAAAGUUGCAAGAUGUGUGUGUAAUGGGCAGAGGGAGUGGGGUGCAGGAAGACAGCAGCGCCAGAUGGGAGCUGGGACAAGCUGAGUCAGGAGCCCUAAAGACCAGAACCAGAACCACUGGCCUGAAAAAAACUCCUUCAUCUCCUUGAGGGGGACCCACUUGGAUCCUCUGUAGGUAGAAGUGGUGGCUUCAGCCUUAGAGAGUCCUGUAUCAUCUAUUAUUCUACAAGUCACUGCUGCACAAUGCUGGCACAUAGCUGGCAUUCAAUAAAUUUUUGUUGAUUUAA
Aethalodelphis obliquidens (Pacific white-sided dolphin) is the source of this 2013-nucleotide messenger RNA. RefSeq names its product transmembrane protein 53 (gene TMEM53). The record is from RefSeq and is a predicted model, not a curated record. NCBI's taxonomy places the organism in Eukaryota, Metazoa, Chordata, Mammalia, Artiodactyla, Delphinidae. The transcript has 4 exons. Bases 489 to 1106 code for a protein of 205 amino acids.